AUGUCUCCAAAGACCGUGAUAGUAACAGGUGCAAACCGCGGCAUCGGCCAAGCCAUCUGCAAACUCAUCCUCCAGCGCUCAGAUCUCGGUCCUCUACGUCUCUACGCUGCGUCAAGAUCUGGAGCUAAACUGGACCUACCUUCGAGCAACAAAGAUCAGCAAAUUCUGUUCCCAAAGCUCGACAUCACCAGCUCAUCAAGCAUCGCCACUUUCGCCGACGAUGUCAAGUCAUUCGGGAACGCAGUCGAUGUCCUGAUCAAUAACGCUGGUGUCAAUCUCGAUAACGAGUACGGACCUGAGAAUGCCAAGAGGACACUUGAUGUGAACUACAGAGGCACGCUUGAGGUAUCCAAUCCCCCUAUCCGUGUCAUCGUUGCCAGCCUGCUGAUCCUGUCUGCCGAUAAAGAUGUGCCAAACCUUCAUCCCUUUGAUGGCAAAACAGGGCCGUAUAGUGAAUCUCUCCUCCGUCGCCUCGUCCCUCAAACCCUACAGCUCAGCAACGCAAGCCCGCUUCCGACAUCCCCAAAACACACUCGAGGACCUAGACAAGAUCGCCGACGAAUACCUCGUAAGCCAACCCCAAAAACCAGUCUCUCCAAAACCAAUCAAAUUGAUCCACCAAGCUAA
Messenger RNA from Recurvomyces mirabilis, 627 nucleotides. RefSeq lists its product as uncharacterized. Bases 1 to 627 code for a protein of 208 amino acids. Gene Ontology annotation, cellular component: cytoplasm. The record is from RefSeq and is a predicted model, not a curated record. Lineage: Eukaryota; Fungi; Ascomycota; Dothideomycetes; Mycosphaerellales; Teratosphaeriaceae. The transcript is spliced from 2 exons. Gene Ontology annotation, molecular function: oxidoreductase activity.